Molecule: messenger RNA, 651 nt
Organism: Prunus armeniaca (apricot)
Lineage: Eukaryota; Viridiplantae; Streptophyta; Magnoliopsida; Rosales; Rosaceae
Source: the annotation of a GenBank genome assembly
AUGGCCAAACCAAAAGCUGCGAGACGAACACUCGACUCUUACACUGUCAAGCACAUCAACAAGACCGUCAGAGCUGGGGACUGUGUGCUGAUGCGGCCGUCGGAUUCCGGGAAGCCGUCGUACGUGGCGAAAAUCGAGCGGAUCGAGGCGGACAGCCGCGGCUCCAACGUGAAGGUGCACGUGCGCUGGUACUAUCGGCCGGAGGAGUCGAUUGGUGGCCGGCGACAGUUUCACGGCUCCAAGGAGGUGUUUCUUUCCGAUCACCACGACGUUCAGAGCGCCGACACCAUCGAGGCUAAGUGUACAGUGCACACCUUCAAGAGCUAUACCAAGCUCGACGCUGUUGGGAACGACGACUUCUUCUGUCGUUUCGAGUAUAAUUCCUCAACCGGAGCUUUCAAUCCCGACCGUGUCGCUGUGUAUUGCAAGUGUGAGAUGCCUUACAACCCUGAUGACCUCAUGGUUCAGUGUGAAGGUUGUAGUGAUUGGUUUCAUCCUGCUUGUAUAGACAUGAAUGCAGAGGAGGCUAAAAGACUUGACCACUUCUUCUGUGAAGGCUGUUCUUCCGAGGGUCAAAAGAAGUUGCAGAAUUCCCAUACUGCUUCCAAACACCCUGAUACAAAGGUGGAUACAAAACGGCGUCGGAGGUGA